CUCUCGUAGCCACGCCCCCGAGGGCAGAGCGCCUGCGCGUGCGCGUGCGCGGGCCGUGUUUGAGGCCGGCUAGUCGUGACUGCGCGGCGGUGCAGUCAGUGACUGCCCGGAGUCCUGCAGGCGCGGGGCGGCGCCAAGCGCAGGGAGCCCGGGUGAGGGGCAGUCCAGAUUGAAGAUGGACACGUGACAGUCCCAGGGACCGCUGCACUGACUUCGUUUCCUUAGACAAGACACAGUGUUGGGCCCAGGACGCCUUUGGAAUACAGUUGUGGACAAUGAAUCCUGCGAGCGACGGGGGCACAUCAGAGAGCAUUUUUGACCUGGACUAUGCAUCCUGGGGGAUCCGCUCCACGCUGAUGGUUGCUGGCUUUGUCUUCUACCUGGGUGUCUUCGUGGUCUGCCACCAGCUGUCCUCCUCCCUGAAUGCCACUUACCGUUCUUUGGUUGCCAGAGAGAAGGUCUUCUGGGACCUGGCGGCCACGCGUGCCGUCUUUGGUGUUCAGAGCACAGCCGCGGGCCUGUGGGCUCUGCUGGGGGACCCUGUGCUUCAUGCUGACAAGGCACGUGGCCAGCAGAACUGGUGCUGGUUUCACAUCACAACAGCAACGGGAUUCUUUUUCUUUGAAAAUGUUGCAGUCCACCUGUCCAACUUGGCCUUCCGGACAUUUGACUUGUUUCUGGUUGUCCACCAUCUCUUUGCCUUUCUUGGGUUUCUUGGCUGCUUGGUCAAUCUCCAAGCUGGCCACUAUCUGGCUAUGACCACAUUGCUCCUGGAGAUGAGCACGCCCUUUACCUGCAUUUCCUGGAUGCUCUUAAAGGCAGGCUGGUCCGAGUCUCUGUUCUGGAAGCUCAACCAGUGGCUGAUGAUCCACAUGUUUCACUGCCGCAUGGUCGUGAUCUACCACAUGUGGUGGGUGUUUUUCUGGCACUGGGACGGCCUGGUCAGCAGCCUGUAUCUGCCUCAUUUAGCACUUUUCCUUGUCGGACUGGCUCUGCUCACACUAAUCAUCAAUCCAUACUGGACCCACAAGAAGACUCAGCAGCUUCUCAAUCCGGUGGACUGGAACUUUGCACAGCCAGAAGCCAAGAGCAGGCCAGAAGGCAACGGGCAGCUGCUGCGGAAGAAGAGGCCAUAGCUGCUCCGGCCGGGGCUCCUGGGCACCAGCGGAUCCGGUACACCGAUUCUGGGAAGCUCCGUGAAUAAUGGCUUUUGAAUUAAUGAGGCAGUGAAUGUUUUGUGUUUAGUGCUGAGGGCAAUACUAACUUUAUUUCUCAUUAGUAUUAAUUUUGAAGUAGCUACAAAGUAUUUUUAAGAAAUUAUAAUUUUGUGAAUGUCCUGGCCGGUUCUGUCAGUUUAGCCGCACCAGACCGUGUCAAGCAUCUAGGAGAGGAGUCCAUGGUGUCCGGGGGCGUCACACCUGUUGAGGAGUGGGGUGGCUUUGUCUGAAUGCUGGAAAGGGCUUCGUAGUAAAGUGCCUCCCACUGGGCGGGUGGGUCAGCAUCGGUUCUUUCCAGUCACACACUCAUACGCCAUGUGUCUUAUUCAGAAGUCACAUUGUUUUCAGUUGGAGAGAAUUGGGCUAAGAUAGAAUGUAAUACGAUUUGUUUCUUGUUAAAGUUUCCCAGCAUAUGAAAUUCUAAGCUGGGCAGGGUGGCUCACACACAACGUAAUCCCGGCACUUUGGGAGGCUGAGGCAGGCGGAUCACUUGAGGCCAGGAGUUCGAGACCAGCCUGGCCAAGAUGGUGAAACACCAUCUCUACUAAAUUACAAAAAUUAGCCGGGUGUCGUGCCACACAUCUGUAAUCCCAGCUACUUGGGAGGCUGAGGCAGGAGACUCACCUGAACCCAGGAGGUGGAGGUUGCAGUGAGCUGAGAUUGUACCACUGUAUUCCAGCCUGGGUGACAGAGCAAGACUGUCUC
Molecule: messenger RNA, 1922 nt
Organism: Piliocolobus tephrosceles (Ugandan red Colobus)
Lineage: Eukaryota; Metazoa; Chordata; Mammalia; Primates; Cercopithecidae
Gene: CLN8
Product: CLN8 transmembrane ER and ERGIC protein
Exons: 3
Coding region: 276-1136 (286 amino acids)
Biological process (GO): lipid homeostasis; phospholipid metabolic process; nervous system development
Cellular component (GO): membrane; endoplasmic reticulum
Molecular function (GO): ceramide binding
Source: RefSeq, a predicted model, not a curated record